This is a messenger RNA of Cyphomyrmex costatus, 552 nucleotides long. RefSeq names its product zinc finger protein 60-like. Gene Ontology annotation, cellular component: nucleus. The record is from RefSeq and is a predicted model, not a curated record. NCBI's taxonomy places the organism in Eukaryota, Metazoa, Arthropoda, Insecta, Hymenoptera, Formicidae. Gene Ontology annotation, biological process: regulation of gene expression. The coding region runs from base 1 to 552 and encodes 183 amino acids. The transcript is spliced from 4 exons.
AUGGAUCUGGGAAUUGAUUCUGAAAAGGUGAAUCAAAAUGAAGAAACGAAUAACGCUACAAUAGUGAAUCAACUGUCCGAGUUCUUAAUAUUCAAGCGCUCGAACACCCCGACUACUUCGAAUCAGAAUAAGACAGACAUAAAUAAUUUAAUUAGGCCAUACAUAUGCGAAACAUGUGGUAGAGAAUUUCGGUUUAAAUCGUGGUUGGAUAGACAUAAAACAAUUCAUACCGGCGAAAAACAUUUCGAAUGCGUAUCUUGUAGUAAAAGAUAUAGCCGAAAACAAAUCUUAGAUAUGCACAUGCUUGCGCAGCAUAAAAAUGAUAAAGGUUACGAAAAAUAUAAGAACCUAUAUAAUAUAGGGGUGACACACACAUGCGGACAGUGUCAUAAAAAGUUUAAGAUAAAAACGGAUUUACUUAAACAUAAAAGAAUGCAUGACGAUGAAAGACCUUUUGAAUGCAAAUAUUGUGGGUUAAGAUUUACGCAUAGAAGAGACCUAAAUAAGCACAAGAAUAAAGAGCAUCCUAGUGAUGAAAGGGUACAAGGAUAA